AUCUGCUUGGACAGACCCCUGUACAGCCAUGACGUCUCAUGCAGCAAACGAUGCUUCCACCUUCAGGAGGUCCAUUCUGAAAACGCCUUCGUCGCGGGGCCCUUCCCCCGCGUCUAGAGCAUCAUGUUCUCCAUCUCCAUUCCCCUCGUCGCCUGCGUCGGUUAGUCCCAGCCCGUCCCCGCCGCCCCCCUGCAUCAUCAACGUUGUCCCUAAACGAGUCAUGGUCCUGGAGGCUGCGAAUCGCGGUCAACGUAUGCAGGAAUGUCUUGAAAGUCCCAGCGAAGAAAAAGGACCGUUGUCGUUCGAGGAACAGGAAAGCCCAAGUCCCGUCAUUGUUGUGUCUCCGCCUAUAGAACUUGGGGUGUCCGACGACCUAGUGGGCUCACUGGGCUGCGAGGAAGAAACCUCAGUUGGGCUCACAACCAUGACUACAACACGCCCAAAAAGUCCUUUUUCGCCGAAAAAAGAAGAAGCAAGCAACGAAAGCUUUUGGGACAAACUUGGAACUUUGGGACGGAAAAAGAAAGUCAAAGAAGUGAAUGAAGUGGUCACUGAAGGCAAGCAUGCCAUUGACUCACCUGGGGCUCCCUUCAUGCCCAACAUGCCUACUGAAGAUUAUGGACUCCAGGACAAUGAGGAGCGCUCCAUGAUUGCUCCAGGAUCCAACACCAAUCCUCGACUGAUCCAACUAGUGGAGGUGCUGCUUGAAUGGCUCAAUGAUGUUCUCGCUCCUGACAGAAUCAUUGUCAGAGACAUGGAGGAGGAUUUGUAUGAUGGCUGUGUUCUUCAUAAACUCAUUGAGCGGCUGACGGGGAUCACACUGGACAACGUGCCUGAGGUGACGCUCAGUGAGGAGGGGCAGCGCCAGAAGCUGCAACGCGUGCUGCGAGCUGCCAAUCAUAUCCUGGGCGUGGGUGGAGUGCAGCAGUACCAGCCUAAGUGGAGCGUGGAGAGCAUCCACAGCAAGAAUCUGGUGGCCAUCCUGCACCUGCUGGUGGCGCUAGUGCGUCACUUCAGAGCCCCCAUCAGGCUGCCAGACAACGUCGUCAUCGACGUCAUCAUCGUCCAGAUGCGUGACGGCAUCCUCAACCACAGACGCGUCAACGAGAAGCUCACGGGUGUAUACGAUGACCUCGGACUGCGUCAUGAGAGAGACGCUUUCGAUGCUCUUCUGGACCAGGCUCCUGACAAGCUCGACGUUGUCAAGAAGAGCUUGGUUACGUUCGUGAACCGACAGCUGAACCGCAUCAACCUUGAAGUGCAAGAGAUUGAGACCGAGUUCCACGAUGGGUGUCACUUGUGCCUCCUCAUGGGGCUGCUCGAGGGUUACUUUGUCCCGCUCUACCACAUCUACAGCACUCCCCAGACCUUCGACGAGAAGCUACACAACGUCAAUGCCGCCUUUGAGCUAAUGAUGGACGCGGGGCUGGACAGACCAAAGGCCAGACCUGAAGACAUCGUGAACAAGGACCUGAAGUCGACGUUGCGGGUGCUGUACAACCUCUUCUCAAAGUACAAGAACCUGGCGUGAGCAGAUCACACGUCGUCCGUCCUCCACAGUCAAGCGUGUAAAUUAACAAUUGUCCAUAAGGAAAUCUAUUUACCAUACCACUUAAGUUUAUUAAAGCUAACCACGAACGAAUAGUUGUUUAGUGCCGGAAGUAAGACGGCGUCGAAUUGUUCACUUCGUGUAGCAGUUCAAAAUUUAUUUUAUAAUUCCGUUUGAAUGAAGACUGAAAAUUUGAAUCUAUCUAAGCGAGAUAAAUAAGUCAAUUCUUAAUGUAAUAUGUGUCUUCCUAACUGCGACUAAUUACUUCUGUGCAGCCGUUGGCUUUACUUAUGCUUAAUUACAAAUUUAUUUUAACCAUUAAUGCUGGAAAACUAGUGCCAAAGAAAUAACUUUUGUGCCUUCGUAUUUCUCCGUCAAAAAAUGUUGGUAGUUACACUUUAAUACCUAACCUAUGUAUACUAAGAAUACAAAUAAUAAAAGUAUUGAUGUUUA
Molecule: messenger RNA, 2002 nt
Organism: Hyalella azteca
Lineage: Eukaryota; Metazoa; Arthropoda; Malacostraca; Amphipoda; Hyalellidae
Gene: parvin
Product: beta-parvin
Exons: 12
Coding region: 29-1531 (500 amino acids)
Biological process (GO): actin cytoskeleton organization; cell projection assembly; establishment or maintenance of cell polarity
Cellular component (GO): actin cytoskeleton; focal adhesion; cytoplasm
Molecular function (GO): actin binding
Source: RefSeq, a predicted model, not a curated record